AUGGAACGUAUCAACUCGGCCAACGAGCUUGACGAAGCCACAAAGGUUGAGACCGCCGAAGCUCUAACAAAGUCCCGCCAAUUUCUAACGACUCGUCUGCUUCCGGACCUCGAUCGAGCCAAUCGCGAACAUCAGAGCCUUGUGGCGCAAAUUGACGAAUACAAGAAGCUUCGUGAUGCUCUCAGGCUGUUUGAUAACAAUGCUACAAGUAAAGGGAAGGUGGGGGAUACGGUUCUGGCUGAUGUGGGAAGCGGGGUUGCUGUCGAGACGAAACUAAUCGAGUAUGAGAAGCCGAUCAUCUCACUCGGUCUGGCCAACUUCUAUGCUCAGCUGACAAACAGGGAGGCAAGAGCGUUUAUUACCAAGAAGCUUGAUUUGUUGGAGACGAAGCGAGAUAGAGCAAUAGACAAGCUUGCUCAGAUCGAAGCACACAUUCAUCUGACAUCAACAUCAAUAACACAGCUCGACAAUUUGCAUCGCGGAGGGUCGAUUGUGGAUGACAUCUGA
This is a messenger RNA of Ustilago hordei, 507 nucleotides long. RefSeq lists its product as uncharacterized. Lineage: Eukaryota; Fungi; Basidiomycota; Ustilaginomycetes; Ustilaginales; Ustilaginaceae. The record is from RefSeq and is a predicted model, not a curated record. The coding region runs from base 1 to 507 and encodes 168 amino acids. The transcript has 4 exons.